AUGUUUCGCCUGCUACCCUGGCCCUCUGCGAUCGGAGGGAACAAGAUAAUGGGAGAUGAUGUUAAGAUGCUGGCGCCCAACUGCGCCGGCGUGAAUACCUUAUCACUGCCCAAGUUGAAGCGCAAACGUUCCGAUUCCUCCCCGUCAGAUGCUCCCGCGACGACAAAACUUCGCGUCGAUGCAGUCUUCGCUCCAUCCUCCGAAUUAACCCCGUCGCCUUCGGUGACACGUUCAGACGACUCGGUCGCUUCCCCGGUCGCGUAUCCCCCGGCGCAGGCCGCCGGUCGGACAAUGGAUGUAGAUCGCUUGCGUGAUACCAUCACCGCGCAGUUGAGUCUGGAAGUAUUGCUGAAGCAUAACGAACUGCGUUUGAUCGACCAAGAAAUCGCCAAAUGUCAAGUCUCCCUGGAACAGUUGCGACGAUGCGCAGAGAUCCCUUACCCGGGAUCCAGUGUCACUGGUCCUUCCGCCGAUGUCAGCUCUGGUACGGGCGCGUCAGUCUGGGUGCCUGGAAAUGGCCCAGCACCGAUGUCCCCGGCGCCAUGGGGUGUCACCGAAGGUCCUUAUUCACGUCACUACUCGCGAUGGUUAUUGCCAGACCCGAGGUUUGAUGGCGGUGAGGUGGAGUCGGGACUUGCGACCGGCGCAAGUGGUUAUCAGAUGGCCGAGGGACGUUCAACUCGUGGAAACCCGAUGGACUUCAGCGCGCUGGCUGGUAAGACACGACCUUCGCGUGGGUUGAAUGGGUCAAGACUUCAAUCUCUGCCGACCGGAUAUCCGAUCGUCAAGGAGAAGGCCGGUCCCAUGCUCAUUCGACGCAAGUCAGAUCAGGUUCUGGUCAAGCUUGUCUGUUUGGAUUGUCGUCGUGACAACUUCUCAAGCACACAAGGUUUCAUCAACCACUGUCGAAUUGCACACAAUCGAAACUUUGCUAGUCACGACGCUGCUGCGAUGGCUUCUGGUGAGCCUGUCGAGGUGGAUGAGUCUGGCGCCGUGAUUGGCGGCCGGUCAGAACCCACCACGACUACUCCCAGCACCGUGUCGACACCAGGUCAUGUUCACCCGCUUAUUCGUUCUACUCAAAUCCCAACGACCUCGAGUCUGCCGACUCCCAGAAAGGAGUCUGUAACGCCUCGGAAGCCUUCGGAGGUCAACCCGACUAUAGCCGCAGCUGCCGUCGCGACUCCUCCAGCCACUGUUAAGCGGGAGCCUGUCAAGGCAGCCAAUCCCUCAUUCAUGCCCUCGCCAGCAACUCCUCAUCUCUCUGCUUUGAUGAGGAAGCGUGGUCUGGGUCUGAACAUGAACAAACUGGUCGAAGAGGCUAGGGCUCCUGUUGACUUAAGUGAUUUCUCUGAUGGUGAAUCGGACGUGGACGAGUCAGCUCGUUCUUCCACCAAGGUAUCUCAGGACUCAACAGCCCAGCAAGGUCCUCAAGCAGCUCGUCAGCCCAUGCGCAUGCCUACUACUCAGGCUGCGUCUGAGCGAACCGAGAGCCGAAAGGCCCUCCAGCUGCCCGAGGAGAUGACUCCCACUCGGCCUCAGGCACACCAACAGCCGUCUUUGUUUCACAAUCUCUCAUCGUUACAUGGUCCAAAUCAGACAUCUCCCAUGGAUACAUCUCGUGAUACAGUAGAUCAUCCGGCUAAUCUCAGCCCCAACACGAUAGAGUCUAACCAGGCUCCCAGUCUGGUCAGCGAUGACGAGGAUGACUACGAAGCUGCCUCGGACUCGGACAGUCCCGACUCUGACCACGAGGAAGAGUUCCGACACAUCGAAGUCCAAGAUGAUGAACGCACCACUGCCCCCUCUGCCCCGACAACAGAGUCCAAGCCUGGUCCCUCUUUGAAAACCUCAUUGCCACCGACCGCUGCCCCACUCUCCAAGCCUAUGAAGCAGAGUCGGCCCAACCACCUCCCCACAAUGCCCUCAUUCAAUGACCGUGGUCGCGACGAUCAACAAUUCAACCCGAUGCUUGAUCGUCUCCAAAAGCAAGGCCAGGUGAACUUCAUGCGACCCGACUUCAACCAAAACUCUCAUCCUCAAAACGAAGAUCCAUCCAAAAACACCCGGGACAACAACCGCAACCAGUCACCGCCAAAGAAAUAA
Messenger RNA from Penicillium angulare, 2106 nucleotides. RefSeq lists its product as uncharacterized. The transcript has a single exon. Bases 1 to 2106 code for a protein of 701 amino acids. The record is from RefSeq and is a predicted model, not a curated record. NCBI's taxonomy places the organism in Eukaryota, Fungi, Ascomycota, Eurotiomycetes, Eurotiales, Aspergillaceae.